This is a messenger RNA of Acipenser ruthenus (sterlet), 4389 nucleotides long. Its product is annotated as hepatocyte nuclear factor 6-like. Gene Ontology annotation, molecular function: DNA-binding transcription factor activity, RNA polymerase II-specific; RNA polymerase II cis-regulatory region sequence-specific DNA binding. NCBI's taxonomy places the organism in Eukaryota, Metazoa, Chordata, Actinopteri, Acipenseriformes, Acipenseridae. Bases 1326 to 2651 code for a protein of 441 amino acids. The record is from RefSeq and is a predicted model, not a curated record. Gene Ontology annotation, biological process: regulation of transcription by RNA polymerase II. The transcript is spliced from 2 exons. Gene Ontology annotation, cellular component: nucleus.
GAGAGAGAGUGUUGGUUCGGAAAUCGAUGAAGAGGCAGUGUGUGAGGGGAUAGAGACAGAAGAGAAACGGAGGGUUACAACCUCCAGCGAUUGGGUUAGAGAGAGAGAGAGAGAGAGAGAGAGAGAGAGAGAGAGAGAGAGAGAGAGAGAGAGAGAGAGAGAGAGAGAGAGGAGGACAGGGUGACAAGCAGCAGCGAGCAAUCUACCACAAAAAAAAAAAACCAAACCGGGUCUGCCGAAAAUGACUUCAAGUGUUUAAUCUAUUUCUCAUUUCCACCCGUUGUCGGAAACCUGCGAUGUUUUAAAAACCGCUCUCCAUAAAUAUACCGGCGACCCGCCGCUUGCCCGGUGUUCAUGGACGGCAAGCAGACGCGCACACGGACAGACUGACCGGGGAAGAGGCGAGGAAUACACCACAGCGAGCCCCAUUCAUCAUGACUUCUGCUUAACAUGACAGCGGUUUGAAUAAUCACUGGAUUAACUGCAGUUUCAUAGGCUUGCGCGUUUUUUUUUUGUUGUGUGUUUUUGUGCUUGUUUUAAUUGAGCAGCUAACAGCUAUCUGCGUUCUGUCUGCGCGCUGGAGUGCGCGAGGUAAGCUUGGAAAUAAUUUUCCAAAUAUGAUGCAUUGACGAAUGAACACUCUGUAUUUAAAACUGGUGUGAUCUUUCUAAAGCAGGAAAGCCGGAUUCUGGAUUGGACUGGAUUGUAGUGUUUAUUAUUAUUAUUAUUAUUAUUAUUAUUAUUAUUAUUAUUAUUAUUAUUAUUAUUAUUAUUAUUAUUAUUAUUAUUAUUAUUUUAUAUAUAAAGGAUUUAGUAAAACUCUAAUUUUGUAUUUUUUCACGAUAAUAACAGUAUUUGGUGCAAAAAAGAUUCUUUAGACUGCAUUAAAAAAAUGACUCUAGCGAACAAAAUAACUUUUAUUUAAUGAUUUAUUCAAAUUAAAAGGCGACCGCAGAGGUAGAUAAUUCAAACCAGAACAUAUACUGUGUAGAGGUUCCAUGGAAGAAGUUGCCAUCAUUUACAGUAAAAUAAAAAUAAGCGAAACUAUUCAAAGUUAAACAGACGUGUGCUGUCGCUGAAUUUUAAUAGAGACCUCGAUUGUUUAAGCCAUCGAUUUCAGAGAGAGAGAGAGAGAGAGAGAGAGAGAGAGAGAGAGAGAGAGAGAGAGAGAGAGAGAGAGAGAUGCAAUGAAUGAUGUCUGGCCAUAGGCGAGGUAUUGAUUAAAAUACAAAGCAACUGAACACAUGCAUUAAUAAUAAUAAUAAUAAUAAUAAUAAUAAUAAUAAUAAUAAUAAUAAUAAUAAUACAUCAAAAGGACUUUUGAAAUGGAUACCAGUGUGGCACCAAUGUCCGGGCACAACCAAGCCGAGCUUUUGCAGAACCAGCACUACCGGUCAGCGUUACAUUCCCGAGAUCUCUCCGCCGCUUUCCCGAGGCCUCCCCUUGUCUCCUCCAUGGCUUCCGUACUGGAGAGCGGGGAGCACCAUCACCACCCCCACCACCACCACCCACACCGUCCCCCCGGCAUGGAGCACACCCUCUCCACGCUGGGGUACGGCGGGGAGUCCCCUACCGGCUGUGGAAGCACGUACGCCACGCUGAGCCCCCUCCAACCCCUCCAGGACAAGUUUCACCACCAUCAGCACCCGUCCCACCACCCGUGCCUGCCGGUCGGCAACGUCAUCGGCAGUUUCACCCUCAUGAGGGAAGACCGCGGGCUGGGGGCCAGCUUCUACAGCCCUUACACCAAAGAUCUGGGGAUGGGCCAAAGCCAAAGCCUUUCCCCGCUGCCCAACUUGGGGGCCAUGCACGGGUACGCCCACCUAGGCGCCGCUAACAGGCAGAUCUCCUGCAACGGCUAUGAGGCCCACUCCCAUGCGCACACCGGGGGCGGGAGCGUUUUCUCCCGGGAAAUGUCGCCGCCGGUAAUGGGGGCGUGCCUGAACCGGAUGGACAACCCCCAAGCGCCCAGCCAACAGCACCCGUAUGGCCCCGACCUUCAUCACCACGAACAGCGGCGUUCCGACAUGGGAGGUGGCGGAGGGGACGUUCAUUCCGUCUCCGGCCGCGUCGCCGCCAGCGGGAUGUCGCCGCUGGGCCAGGGAGCCAGCGGGGAGGAAAUCAACACAAAGGAGGUGGCGCAGAGAAUCAUCAACGAACUCAAGCGGUACAGCAUCCCGCAGGCCAUCUUCGCAGAGAGAGUCCUCUGCCGGUCGCAGGGAACCCUGUCCGAUCUUCUGAGGAACCCCAAGCCGUGGGGGAAGCUCAAGUCCGGCCGGGAAACUUUCAAGAGGAUGUCCAAGUGGCUCCAGGAACCGGAAUUCCAGAGAAUGGCGUCCCUGAGGCUUGAAGCGUGUAAACGCAAGGAACAGGAACAGGGAAAGCUGGACCGGAACCAGGGACCCAAGAAACACCGACUGGUCUUCACGGACCUCCAGCGCCGGACCCUGCUGGCCAUCUUCAGAGAGAACCACCGGCCACCCAAAGACCUGCAGAUCACCAUCGCCCAGCAACUGGGGCUGGAGCUGACCACGGUCAGUAACUUCUUCAUGAACGCGCGCAGGCGCAGCCUGGAUAAGUGGCAAGACGAGGCGAGGCCGUCUUCGACUGGCUCCACCGGCUCGUCAGUGUCCUCCGCGGUCAAAGCGUGAGGGAGCUGAGAUCGCGAGACGCGUCCAGCUACCCUCCCACUACAUGAUCCAAAACCGGCACAAACUUGAUCGAACUUGCUGUUAACAAUCUGUUUCGUGUUUUUUUUUUUUUUAAAUUAUUUUUCUGUUUCAUGGGUUCAUGCUUUCAGCUCCUACGCAUGGAUUCCUUUUCUGGUGCAAUAGCGUUUUCAAUUAUUAUUAUUAUUUAUCGUUUGAUUGAUUUAUUGAUACACCGCGAUAUCCCCCGUUCUAUCAACGAUGCGGACUCCUUUGGGUUGGUCCUGGUCCUUCUUGGUUGGAUUUUAUGAAUUUUUUUGGGAUCACUUUGCGGUCGCUGGCUAGCAGAACACAUCAGCUGCUAAUCACAUGCACCCCAAAUCAGCUGAAAAAGCAGAUAACCUACAUACAUCAGCUUCAUAGUGUAUGCUCCCGAUAGACACAGUGUCUAUAACACAGCACAUAGGAGCUCAAAAAAAGAUUUCUUUACUGUGUAACUGAAAUACUGGCUGGGCUGCUUCUGUUGUGUGUGUUUUUGGACUCAUUUCACAAAAGAUGUCCCUGAAGCCGGAUCCCUCAAGCCCGAGGAGGACCAUACCGAAAGGAUGGUCUUUUAACGCGAUGGGUGGAGACUUUAACACCGGGGCUGUUCGAUGCUGGGACUGCAGCAGCAGCAAAUGGAGAGUCGUGAGACCCUGGAUUGGCUGGAAGAGCAGCUGCUCAGUGCCAUUGCUCAGGGAUCACUCCCUUCUCUAUUAGAAUCCAUACUGCGCAAUGCAGUUUCAGGAUGUGUUGAUUCAGAGGUAUUGAUGGCUUUGUGUCUCAAUACGGAAAGCCUGGUGGCUAUUGUGUGCGUUACAAGCAAUCCAAUACAACUACAAGGAGCUAGUUCUAAACAGGACCAUACCACUAUACCACCAAGUAUGCUAUAAAUGUAAAGAUUUUAUUACAUUAGCAACAGAACCCUUAAAGUCAUCUUAUUUGCUUGUUGGGGUUUUUUUUCCAACUAGAUUUCUGAAAACGUUGCCUCCUGGUGUGUUCCUGUUUUGUAGGUCACCUUCACUGUUACGGUUCUAACUGGCCACCCGUGGUCCCACUGGGAUAGAGCACAGACGUGACCUACAGAACAGGAAGUGACCAGAAAGCAAACAGUUGAACGUUUUUGAGAAAUUCCAUUUGAAGUCCAGUGAGAAUGGUAUGAAGAAGAUGGGUUUCAAAGACUAAAACUUGGAAAAGAAAACAGAAAAAGGUGGACAAAUGCAACGGCAACAUGGGAAUUCGUGGCUUGUGGACAAAUCCUUUCUGGAGGUAUUCAGAAGAAGCAGGACAGCCUUUUAAACACAAAUUCAUCUUAUUUAUUUAAAGACGUUGAAACAAGACCACCAUUGUUUUCUAAGACUUUGCCCCCCCCUUAUUUAAAGGGUGAGUUUUCCCUUUAAGUGUCCGACUUCUAUUUGUUUCCCCCCGUUUCCAGGGGAAACAAAGAUAGGAGAAGUUUGGUUCCAUGGAGAGGGGAAACACACAUAGAAAUCGUGCUAAUUUAUUUAUUUAUUUAUUUAUUAAUUCAUGUAUUUGUUUAUUCGUGUUUAUUUAUUUAUUUAUUUAUGAAUGAAUGUGUUUAUGUUAUUUAUUGAUGGGAAUGUGUAUUGUUAGAACACUGUUUUAGUGGUCUGUUCAACUACCAAAGACGAAUGCUAGUCACUGACUGUACCUGUAAUUUGUAUAACAUGUAAUAUUAAUU